This is a messenger RNA of Oryza sativa Japonica Group (Japanese rice), 1799 nucleotides long. The record is from RefSeq and is a predicted model, not a curated record. NCBI's taxonomy places the organism in Eukaryota, Viridiplantae, Streptophyta, Magnoliopsida, Poales, Poaceae.
CACUCUUCCUACUACAAAAAACCAAACCAUCACCACAAAAAGCAUCAAGGCGAGCUCGAAUCCCGGCGGCGGCGGCGGAGGAGAGCCAUGGCGUGCUGCGGCGGCGGAAGGGGGGAGGGGGCGGCGGCGACGGAGUCGGAGGCGUACCUGGAGGGAGAGGCGGUGAGGGAGGCGCGGGAGCUGGUGGCGGAGCUGUGCCGCCACUUCUACGGCCAAGGGUGGGUCACCGGAACGGGGGGCAGCAUCACCGUCAAGGCCAACGACCCGGCGCUCCCCCUCGCCGAUCAGCUCAUCGUCAUGUCCCCCUCCGGUGUGCAGAAGGAGAGGAUGGUGGCAGAGGACAUGUAUGUGCUGUCAGCAGAUGGGAAGGUGCUCUCCUCACCUGUAUCAAAGCCAUGGCCAAACAAGCCUCCAAAAUGUACUGACUGUGCUCCUCUGUUCAUGAAGGCUUAUCUGAUGAGAGGAGCUGGGGCUGUUAUUCAUAGCCAUGGGAUGGAAACUUGCAUUGCAACCAUGCUUGAUCCUGGUGCAAAAGAGUUUAGGAUGACACAUAUGGAAAUGAUUAAAGGAAUUAAAGGCCAUGGUUACCGUGACGAAUUGGUGGUUCCUAUAAUUGAGAACACUCCUUAUGAGUAUGAGCUCACUGACUCACUGGCUGAGGCGAUUGCAGCAUACCCUAAGGCAACUGCAGUCCUUGUACGGAACCAUGGAAUUUAUGUAUGGGGUGAUUCCUGGAUCAAUGCCAAGACACAGGCUGAAUGCUAUCAUUACCUUUUUGAUGCUGCCAUCAAGCUCUAUCAAUUGGGUAUUGAUUGGACAACUCCUGAGCAUGGUCCAAUAAACAGUGCCAAAAGACCACGCAGUGUUCUAAGCUCUAGUAUUCCAAAUGGAUGCCCUGAUUCCAAAUCAUCAAAGCAUUGUGUUGUUCUUGACAUUGAGGGAACAACUACUCCAAUAUCAUUUGUGACUGAUGUGAUGUUUCCCUAUGCCCGUGAUAAUGUGCGAAAGCAUCUGACUUCAACAUAUAGUUCUGAUGAAACCAAAGAGGACAUCAAACUAUUGCGCAUCCAAGUUGAAGAAGACCUGAAAAAUGGAAUUGUUGGGUCUGUUCCAAUUCCACCUGACGAUGCUGACAAAGAAGAGGUUAUCAAUGCAUUAGUUGCUAAUGUUGAAUCGAUGAUUAAAGCAGACAGGAAGAUUACGUCGUUGAAACAACUCCAGGGCCACAUAUGGAGGACUGGUUUUGAAAGUAAAGAACUGCAAGGAGUUGUUUUCGAUGAUGUCCCCGAGGCGCUAAAGCACUGGCAUGCUAGUGGCAUGAAGGUCUACAUAUACUCAAGUGGCAGCCGGGAGGCGCAAAGGCUAUUAUUUGGCAAUACGGCCUAUGGUGAUCUGCGACAAUACCUCUGUGGUUUCUUUGACACCACAACCGGUAACAAAAGAGAAACAAGGAGCUACUUUGAGAUUUCGCAAUCACUUGGGGUGGACAGUCCUGCUCAGAUCUUAUUUAUCACCGAUGUCUUCCAAGAAGCUGUUGCUGCAAAAAGUGCAGGUUUUGAGGUAAUAAUCUCCAUUCGCCCGGGAAAUGCACCGCUCCCUGAGAAUCAUGGUUUCCGGACUAUCAAGUCGUUUAGUGAGAUCUGAAGAAGGUACGCAAAGACAAUGUCAGGAGUGCUUUGAUGGCGAGCUACCUAGCAUAUGUAAGAACAAUGCAAAUAAUAAAUGGAAAAUCCGGAAUGGUGGCAAAAUAAAUAAAUUUGUAAAUGUGGGCAUAUUGUUGCAUUAUUGUGCCAUCCGUC